Molecule: messenger RNA, 998 nt
Organism: Melanaphis sacchari
Lineage: Eukaryota; Metazoa; Arthropoda; Insecta; Hemiptera; Aphididae
Product: general transcriptional corepressor ssn6-like
Exons: 4
Coding region: 80-586 (168 amino acids)
Source: RefSeq, a predicted model, not a curated record
CUACCUCUACUUUUUUAUCCGUGCCUAUAUAAAUAGGGUUGGUAGCGUCCAAAACAAGUCUUUGGUCACAAUUCACGUCAUGUAUUCCAACGCCGAACACGUCGCCCCUACGGCGAUUCUGAUCCUAAUCCUGUGCGUCUUGAGUACGGAUCAAACGCUGUUUUCCCGGAAAAAAUCGACUACACCAGCUUUGCCUUUAGAUAAUGUUGCCCUUCCAUCAGGGCCAGUUCCACAAAAAGAAACAUCACAUUGGUGGCAAAGAAAGCAUAAACCGGCAGAAUCUAGUGAAAAUGCUGUACCAAAUCAAGUAGCAGUAGCAGUACCUGUACCAAUACAACAAAAGUUGCAAUCUAUCUUUGAAACCCAUUUUAAUUCUGACGUGAAAUGGGUACCAUGCCUGUGCCCAGUGCGUAAAGGUGAACAUCUACAAAAGCAUCAACAACAACAACAAAAACAGCCUCAACCACAACCACAACAACGACCACAACAACAACAACAAUACGGAUCUUCCACUCAAUCACCGUCCGACCACUCCAACAAUGACGUACCGCGUUUCAUUUUCUCAAACUACCCAAUUGAGGCUUGAAGAAAUAUUUUUUCUUAUUGUAACUUGAUCGUUUAAUUUAAUUUAUUUUAAUCGAAACAUUAAAUUAUUUAUUUAUUCACUAUAAUGAUAUUUUUAUUUUUUACUUAUUACAAAUAAAUAUGAUAAUAUAUAGGUAAUAUGUUUCACAAUCUGUAAGCGAAAGUGAUGUGUUAAAUAGGUGGUUAUUUAGUUUUAUGCAAAGAAUCUAUCCGUUAAUGGAAUUUCAUGACGUGCGAGUGUAUUUAUUAGAAGUUAAUGGCGUUAUUUCCGAUUCAAUCGUUAUACUGCGUCACUGAGAUGGUAAUAAAAACAGAUUGUUCGAAAACAAAAGGAUUUCAAAGGUUGUAGAAACGUUUCUAGAAGGUUUUAUCUACAUAUUGUACAUUUUAAAUAAUUAAGAUUAUCAUUUUAC